Molecule: messenger RNA, 1667 nt
Organism: Drosophila rhopaloa
Lineage: Eukaryota; Metazoa; Arthropoda; Insecta; Diptera; Drosophilidae
Product: organic cation transporter protein-like
Exons: 6
Coding region: 24-1625 (533 amino acids)
Biological process (GO): transmembrane transport
Molecular function (GO): transmembrane transporter activity
Source: RefSeq, a predicted model, not a curated record
UCGGAGCAGAUUCAUGUGGCGAAAUGGAUCUUCAACGUGUUCUGGAGAAGUGUGGCAACUUUGGCCCCUAUCAAAUCCUGUUGCUGGGUCUUUAUGGAUAUACUAAUAUAGUGUCCUCGCUGCACUAUUUCUCGCAGACCCUCAUUAGUUUUACUCCAUCGCACAGAUGUUCUGCACCCGCGGAAUACUCGCAGAAUUUAACCCUACUGCAGACCUGCAAUGUUAUUCAGUACGAUGCUGACCUGACUUCACAUCGAGAUUCCAAGUGCACCUCCUGGGAUUUCGAAAGGGAAAGCAACUACGAGAGCGUUACCACCGAGCUGAAGUGGGUCUGCGACGAUGCCUACAAACUGGCGGUGGGCCAGUCCUUCUUCUUCAUCGGAUCCGCCCUGGGCAGUAUUUUCUUCGGGUAUUUGGCCGAUCGCAUAGGACGUCUGCCUGCCUGCGUUUUGACCACUUUGACAGGAGCCUCCGGGGACUUCUUCACUUCAUUCGUGAGCAGUCUGCCUUGGUUCUCCUUCACGCGCUUUAUUUCCGGUCUCUCUAUGGACACCCAGUAUGUCCUCAUGUAUAUUUUGGUCUUCGAGUACUUGAGCCCGCAGCACCGUACCUUUGGCCUCAACAUCAUUUUGGGCGUUUUCUACACUAUUGGUCUCAUGAUCUCGCCUUGGAUCGCCAUUUGGUUGGGCAACUGGCGCAGUUACCUAUGGGCGGCUUCUCUUCCAGCCCUGGGAAUGUUGGUUUAUCCAUUUUGCCUUCACGAAAGCGUGGAGUGGCUGCUGACCAAGGGAAAAUUCGACAAGGCAGUCAGCAAUCUACGGAGCAUCGCCAAGUUCAAUGGGCGGAAAGUUGAGGACUCUGUUUUCGAUGAGUUCAUAAAACACUAUCGCGAGAAGUUGAACAGUUCGCAAAAGACAUCCUCAGACACCUUUAUGGGCAUGCUGAGGACGCCAAGACUGAGAAAGUUUACCAUUAUUCUGUUGAUUAAAUCAAUGAUCAUCACAAUUGCAUUCGACAUCCUGAGUCGAAACGUCGAGGGUGUGGGCAUAUCACCCUUCAAGCUCUUCUCCUACUCUGGAUUCGUUGUCCUGCCCGGUGGCCUCACCAUUAUCCUGUUCCAGAAUAAAAUCGGGCGAAAGGGCAUGGCCUGCGCCUCGCUCUUUGUGGGUGCCAUCAUCACUGCGGCCACAGGAUACAUGGUGGGCAUCCUUGAUCCUGCGAACUACUCCGUACUCCUGGGCAUCAUGGUGUGCUUGGCCAGGUACGGAGCGGUGGUGGCCUACGAUGCCGAGGCCCAGUACGCGGCGGAGAUCAUUCCCACCAGUGUGCGAGGACGAGGGGUGGCCAACAUCCAUGUGGUGGGCAACGCCUUCGCCUUCUUCAGCUCCUACAUAAUCUACCUGGGCACAUUCUACAAGCCGCUGCCAUCUCUUCUGAUAAGUUUCCUGCUCAUUAUCGGCGGUUGUUUGUGCCUGACUCUUCCCGAGACUUUGCACAAGCAACUCCCACAGACUCUGGAGGAAGGUGAAAUUUUUGCCAAGGGCGAGAAAUGGUAUUUCUUUCCCUGCUUUUCCCACAGAGUUCCAUCGAAUGAAUCCGCAUCUCAGCUAGAGUCAGCCAACUAAAUUACCAUGUAGUUAUAAUAAAUGUACGCAAUAUAUAAUAAA